Messenger RNA from Oncorhynchus keta (chum salmon), 8546 nucleotides. It is a transcript of the gene camk1ga, whose product is annotated as calcium/calmodulin-dependent protein kinase IGa. The transcript has 14 exons. Gene Ontology annotation, biological process: peptidyl-serine phosphorylation. Gene Ontology annotation, cellular component: intracellular anatomical structure. NCBI's taxonomy places the organism in Eukaryota, Metazoa, Chordata, Actinopteri, Salmoniformes, Salmonidae. Gene Ontology annotation, molecular function: calcium/calmodulin-dependent protein kinase activity; ATP binding; calmodulin binding. Bases 4953 to 6251 code for a protein of 432 amino acids. The record is from RefSeq and is a predicted model, not a curated record.
GGGGGCGGGGUCAGGGGCGGGGUCUGGAGCAGGCACAUCCGAGACCACCACAGUCUGCACCACAGAACCGCUAGUGGUGCUGUCAGAGCAGCGCCUCCUAGCUACAUGGCUGUCUUACUGGAUGUGGAUGGUGCUGCUCCUCCUGGCUCUCUACUUCUUCCUGCUGCUGGGGUUCCUCCUCUGGGGUCUGAAGGUUCCACACCACAGCUUCUGAUAUCUCACUUCUGCUGCACUGCAUCUCAGCUCUACACUACAGAGUUCUAGGAUUUAGCAGAUGCUUUUAUCCAAAGCAACUUAGUCAUGCAUAUUUUUACUUCUGUACCACUGAGGUCUAAGAACUGAAUUCUGAGCUAUGCACCACUACCAACUGAGACAAACUGGGCAUGGCUUUGUGAAUGCAGGAGUUCCCAUAGUGUGGUCUGCAGUUGGGCUCUGCUCAACUACCGGAGUCUCUCGCUGUGCGGUGAGUUUAAGAGGGAUGAGAGUAACAGAGUUAAGAAUGUACAGUAAACUCACUCCACAGCUAGCUUGAAAUAUCACCAACGGAUAGCAAACUGGAUCCUUUGCUAUAGCUCAAUUGGUUGGUACAGUACGUUGUUGUCACGCCUACUCCCUUCCUCAGGCGCUCGAUGUUGUCGGUCUACUAAGCACUGGUCCUUGCAACCCACAUUACGCGCACCUGGACUUCAUCACCACCCUGAUUACUAUCCCUUCAUAUAGCCCUCACCACCCUCAGUCAUCAGGCUGUAUUGGUUUUGUUUUCAUGUCUAGACGCGGCACUUGUUUUGUAACACGCUAUGUUCAUUAUUAUUAAACUCACCAUCUGCAACUGCGUCGUCGUUGUCAAGGAGGGCGGUCACGUGUGUUUGCGAUCAGAGGAUCACUGGUUCGAGCCCGUUAUGGGGACGGGGACAGUGGAAGAAGCUAUACUGUUAGCAGCACACUGAAAUCUGUUUUACUGGUGCUGUGACCCAGAUCUGCAGUUGGGCUCAGCUCAACAACUGGAGUCUCUCGCUGUGUAGUGAGUUUUAAGAGGGAUGAUUGUAACAGAGGUAAGAGCGUGCAGUAAGCUCACUCCACAGCUCGCUUGAAAUCUCACCAAUGGCAGCACACUGACAUAGGUUUAAUAUAUAACCAUCUUUUAUCAUAAUAAACAGAUUGGACAGUGAAGAGAAGACGGGAGACUAGGAAGAAUGUGAGUGAAGGUACAGUGGGCUGGCUUAGAACUGACUGACUGGUAUACAGUGGGGCAAAAAAGUAUUUAGUCAGCCACCAAUUGUGCAAGUUCUCCCACUUAAAAAGAUAAGAGGUCUGUCAUUUUCAUCAUAGGUACACUUUAACUAUGACAGACAAAAUGAGAAAAAGAAAUCCAGAAAAUCACAUUGUAGGAUUUUUUUAUGAAUUUAUUUUCAAAUUAUGGUGGAGAAUAAGUAUUUGGUCAAUAACAAAAGUUUAUCUCAGUACUUUGUUAUAUACCCUUUGUUGGCAAUGACAGAGGUCAAACAUUUUCUGUAAGACUUCACAAGGUUUUCACACACUGUUGCUGGUAUUUUGGCCCAUUUCUCCAUGCAGAUCACCUCUAGAGCAGUGAUGUUUUGGGGCUGUUGCUGGGCAACACAGACUUUCAACUUUACAUUGACCCUUCGUGCCUAACUGUAUCCUCUCUUGCCCUAAAAAGUCUGGGUUGGGAUGACAUUGAUAGCUUCCCUGCCUGAUGGUAGUGCACACAUUGACAAUGUUCCCUCAUUUUUUUUGGCACAGCAAAUUUCAGGUCUGCUGAGCUCAAACUUGAAUGUUGUGAAAUUCUGUGCAACUUCCAGCGAGCGUUUAUUGUUAACACUUAGGCUGUACCCUCAGUUUUAACAGUGGCCAAUUACAAUAUUUGAUCAUGUAGGCCUACCAGAGUGGCCUACCAUCAAAAACAAUGGAGAAAAUGCCUCCCAUAACAUUUUAACAUGGAAUUAGCUGUUCUAUCAUUCAGCCAAUGUGUGGUGUUCAGUGUACCUACAUUCUAGGAAACAUUUGGGGAAAAAACAUGCAGGGCUUGACAUUAAUAACCUCAAGGAUCGGACCCUUUUUUUCAAUUCUAACUGUAGCUCAGGACCUGAAGCAAGGAUGCAUAUGCUUGAUAUCAUUUGAAAGGAAACACUUUGAAGUGUGUGGAAAUGUGAAAAUAAUGUAGGUGAAUAUGUAGCAUAGUUUUGUGGGACCAGAAACAGCAGGGGUUCAAACUUUAGAACCCAGUUCCUACAUUUUGAAUCAAAUGUAUUUUAUCAAACAAAACUGUUAUGUUUUUACCUCCGGAUGACAAAUCAGAGCAAGAUUACUGAAUAUAUCAAAUCAAGUGCUGUGAUAAAAGUUUUGUUGUGCACUGUCAAACAAUAGCAUGAUACAUUUUAACUGGAAUAGCUACUGUAAAUUGGACAGUGUAGUUAGAUUAACACGAAUUUAAGCUUUCUACACAUAAGACAUGUCUAUUUCCUGGAAAGUUGGAUGUUACUUAUGUCAUUCUAGUCACAUUAGCGACAGUUAGCAACAACCGUCCCAGUAUAGGGACACUGAUCUCGUAGAGGUUGACAUUAAACCUGUUUAUCCACUUGCCCUUCAGACAAGGAGGUGACUGAAAAUUUUGUUGUUGCAAGAAACCACUUUACAAAAUAAUAUCCAUUAUUAUUCCCAUACCAUUAUUAUAGAGAAUCAGACAAAUUAUUCUACCCUCUGCAUGUUGGCUACUUAGCUUAUUUAAGCCUGUCUCAAAAUACACCACUGCCCCUUUUAAGACAAAAUCAAAUGUAUUUACCUGACUCCCUUUUCAAAGAUGUCUAGAAAUGUACACAUUUUGUGCUCUUGAAGGAAACAAUCACUCCCCUAUUGCUGACUACAAAUUACAAGUGGGCUAAAAGCUCACUAACUAGCAAAGUUAUGAAUAAAAUGUGCACACAUGGCUACAUGCAGCUUUUGCUUUGAUCUCAAAACACUCACAACCACAGCUGUAAACACAGUCCAGUUCUAAGUAAAUGGCACAGAUCCAUAUAUGGCAAGGGUCUAUUUAUAUAUAGGCCUACUGCAGCCCCGAUUGGUUAUGCUGCACCGCCUAGGUCGCAUAUGGGCUGAGUCAUGUGCAAUAGAAUCCUACUCUGAUGGUAUUUUGGCAUUUUAAACGCAAGUGGGAGUGCCCAGCAGGCCAGGCAUUUCCAUAUUUGAACCCUGAACCUAAUGUAGCUUUAUGUGAUAUUGACUCCCCAUUUUAGGGAAUACAGCAGACUGUAUGCAGUUUUAUUCACAUGUUCAGCUCACCGGUUCAUGUUUUGGUUCUUCAAGAACAUGCUUUUCAAGAACUCCUAACCUGGUAGUGGUAGGGUCUUGAUCUGACCCCUCAGUCCAGAGGGACACUGCAGACAGAACUGACCAACUGUAUGUAGGUACAAAACUACAACAGCAGUGAAUGAUGAGGUAAUAGAGAAAGCGCUAGCACCCUCUUAAUCUGUUACAGGGCUUCUCUACUCCCUAAAAUCUUCUUCAUCCAGCUUUAGUUUAGGGUGUCCAGUCUUGCGCCUUAUAAAACGUGUUCUAUGGCAGAGAGAGGGGACUAUCACAAUCAUAGAAUCAGAAAUGAUGAAUGUUGUCAUGCAUUUAUAUUUUAAUAGGUGGCCAGAGGCCAUGGGUCUCCAAACCCUGACACACACACACACACACACACACACACACACACACUAUUGUCAAUACAACGGCAGAGAUAAUGCUUGCAGCUUGGUGUGAACCAGGACAGCUUUCAUAUCAGAGGGAGGAGACAGGUUGGGACUUACACAUUAUGAUAUUCAGCAGGCGCCUAAUUGUGUGUGGUAUUGGGGUGAUGGCGUCAUAUUUAGGCUGUAGAUUAUAUACCCAGCCAAACAAUGUGCACCUGCAGUUGGGUACGCUGAAAUAUAAUGAAACAGUUUGAUGAUUGUGUAAAAUAGUAUUCUUUUUUUGUUAAACUAAACUCAGUUAUUUUACAUGGAUUUCUGAAAUGUGUGGAAUAGAGAGCAAUGGUAAUUUCAUUUUUGUAGGCAUUAAAUCUGCCAUGGUUCGUAGAACAUAGCCUAUGGGAAAAUGUAUGUAUUUUUUGGAAGGUGUUUGGAUACACGCCAGGGGAUCUUAUAGGUUUUGUUCUAUGAGAAUCUUCAUCAGCUAAAGUCACUUUUUGUGAAUUUUGAAGCAUUUCUGUAAUAAACCGAAAACCCUAUUCUUUCCCCAAUAACUUUAACCAUAGGAACGGCUGAACGAACGAGAGGUAAAUCAUACUGAGGUAUGCUCAAAUCUAGCGAGAUCUAUUUGUUAUUUGUCAUUUACCCAGUAACUAAUCAUAUGUUUUCUGAUUGGCCAAGGCAUUAAUGAAGUUGUAAUAGCUUUAUUGAGGCUGGAAGUGACAGUCUUGAAUUGUGGUUGAUGGUGUUCAAUGUGGUUUAACGGUUGAAGCUGUUAAAUUGUUUUUACACCCAUAUAACAAUAUAAGAUGUAACAAAGAUAGAUAUUGUCAACAAUUUACUCAUAAUUUAUAAUACUGCAAAUGCAAAUGUGUGAUACUAUGACAUAAUACAAUAUUAAAAGCACUCAUAUAGUUAUUUAAAGUAAUGUAUGCACCCCCAGAAUGCAAUUACGUAGUUGAAUAGUCUUGCCAUAGGUUCACAAUGAGGCCAUCUAAAGCAAAAUAUGCCAAUCUGGCAGGUUACGGGUUGUUUUCCUAUACAGUAAACUAGCACGUUAUCCACUGACACUAUACUGCAUUGUCGCGAAUAAACCGCGCAGAAUGUGUUGGGGGACUGCAGCGCAAGUGAUGUGGAGCGCAAAACACGCCCCCUAGACGCUCGGUAGAAGUGUCUACUGGGAAGAGGCAGGUAGGUUUAUCGAGAUACCUCAAAAAGUGUCCGCUCGCUCCUCUCUGUACCUAAGGAGCCUGCAGUGACGACAACAUGGGUCGCAAAGAAAUAACUUGCAGUUGGAAGAAAGUCACCAACAACAUCAGAGAUGUGUUCGAAUUCAAACAAGCGCUGGGAUCGGGUUCGUUCUCCGAGGUGUAUUUGGUGCGAGAGAAGAAGACAGGAAACCUGUACGCCCUGAAGUGUCUGAAGAAAAAACACCUCAGCUGUAGCAACCUAGAAAACGAGAUCACUGUGCUGAAGAAGAUAAGACAUGACAAUGUGAUUGGACUGGAAGAUUUCUAUGAGACUCAGACACACUAUUACCUCGUCAUGCAGCUGGUGUCUGGUGGAGAGCUGUUUGACCGUAUCAUAGAUCGGGGGGUGUACACAGAGAAGGACGCCAGCCAGCUGGUCCGCCAAGUACUGCAAGCAGUCAACUACCUUCACGAGAACAGCAUAGUGCACAGGGACCUCAAGCCAGAGAACCUGCUAUACUUCGACUCAGACGAGAACUCCAAGAUCAUGAUCAGUGACUUCGGCCUGUCCAAGAUGUCCGACCACGGAGUGAUGUCCACAGCCUGCGGCACGCCAGGAUAUGUUGCCCCUGAAGUUCUGGCUCAGAAACCCUACAGCAAGGCUGUGGACUGCUGGUCCAUAGGAGUCAUCACAUAUAUCCUGCUGUGUGGCUACCCUCCCUUCUUUGAGGACAACGAGACACGUCUGUUCGCUAAGAUCAUGAGGGCCGACUACGCUUUCCACUCGCCUUUUUGGGAUGACAUCUCUGAGUCAGCGAAAGACUUCAUCCGGAACAUGAUGCAGAAGCACCCUAACAAACGGUUCACCACAGAACAGGCCCUCAGACACCCCUGGGUCAUUGGAAAGACAGCGAGGGAUCAGGACAUCUAUAAAUCAGUCAGCAUGCAGAUCCAGAGGAACUUUGCCAAGUCCAAAUGGAGGCAAGCCUUCAAUGCCACAGCAGCCAUCAAACACAUAAAGAAGCUGCAGUUGGCUCACGCCGACCCCGACGCCCCUCUCCCUCCCAUCCCUGCCAUAGCCAUCAACCCCUGCAACUCCCAGAAUCCCCUGCGGGGUGUCAACAACAUCACCACAGAGGAUGUUGACUCCACCAGCAACCUCCCGAUCCCAGUGUGUCACAUGACCCCUCCAGAGGCACAGUACCGGGGCCUGAGAGCCAGUCACAGCGAGCCCAUGCACGCGCCGGUCGUCAUGGAGACCUAUAACGCAGAGAAUUGCUCCUCAUUCACGGCAGCUAAGAGCUGUGACGCCAUGGACAGGGUGACCAAUAGGAAUGGCCAGACGAUGCAAACUGGGGUGUGUUCUGUCAUGUGAUUGGUUGAUUGGUCUGAGGAUCAAUUCAACUACGUCAAGUGUUUCUGCAGUGUUGCAGUCAAUAAGUUUGAGCCACUCCUUGCUGCUCUACAGGUGUCUGUCUGCUGCCUCCUGCUGGUUCAUUUCUGUAGUGCUCUUCUGAGAUUUCCAGGGGCCAUAGCAAGGGCCUGAACCUUCUCCAGAGGAGAACACAGGAAGACCUGGGGUUCAUACCUAAUUACAGUGCAGUACAUUUACACUCACGCACAAAUGUAUGCACUCACACACACAAAUGCAAACUUUAAUUUCUCUGACCCAAGCUACUGUCGAUGAAGCUUUAGAAGCAUACAUUCUGUCAUGCAGUACCAGUCAAAAGUUUGGACACACUUACUCAUUCAAGGGUUUUUCUUUAUUUUUACUGUUUUCUACAUAGUAGAAUAAUAGUGAAGAUGUCAAAACUAUGAAAUAACACGUAUGGAAUCAAGUAGUAACCAAAAAAAGUGUUAAACAAAUCUUGACAUUCUCUCAACCAGCUUCACCUGGAAUGCUUUUCCAGCAGUCUUGAAGGAGUUCCCACAUAUGCUGAGCACUUGUUAGCUGCUUUUCCUUCAAUCAUCCCAAACAUCUCAAUUGGGUUGAGGUCGGGUGAUUGUGGAGUCCAGGUCAUCUGAUGCAGCACUCCAUCACUCUUCUUCUUGGUCAAGUAGCCCUGUCACAGCCUGGAGGUGUGUUUUGGGUCAUUGUUCUAUUGAAAACAAGUUAUAGUCCCAGUAAGCGCAAACCAGGUGGGAUGGCGUAUCGCUUCAGAAUGCUGUGGUAGCCAUGCUGGUUAAGUUUGCCUUGAAUUCUAAAUAAAUCACUGACAGUGUCACCAGCAAAGCAUCAUCACACCUCCUCCUCCAUUCUUCACAGUAAGAACUAAACAUGCAGAAAUCAUCCGUUCAUCUACUCUGCAUCUCACAAAGACACGGCGGUUGGAAACAAAAAUCUACAAUUUGGACUUAUCAGACCAAAGGACAGAUUUCCACCGGUCUAAUGUCCAUUGCUCGUGUUUCUUGUCCCAAGCAAGUCUCUUCUUCUUAUUGGUGUCCUUUAGUAGUGGUUUCUUUGCAGAAAUUUGACCAUGAAGGCCUGAUUCACACAGUCUCCUCUGAACAGUUAAUGUUGAGAUCUGUCCGUUACUUGAACUCUGAAGAAUUUAUUUGGGCUGCAAUUUCUGAGGCUGGUAACUCUAAUGAACUUAUCCUCUGCAGCAGAAGUAACGCUGGGUCCUCAUGAGUGGCAGUUUCAUCAACUUUCAAUGUAAAUGCAUUCCAGGUGACCACCUCAUGAAGCUGGGCGAGCGAAUGAAAAGAGUGUGCAAAGCUGUCAUCAAGGCAAAGGGUGGCUUCUUUGAAGAAUCUAAAAUAUAUUUUUAUUUGUUAAACACUUUUUUGGUUAUUACAUGAUUCCGUAUGUGUUAUUUCAUAGUUUUGAUGUCUUCACUAUUAUUCUACAAUGUAGAAAAUAGUUGAAAGAAAAACCCUUGAAUGAGUAGGUGUGUCCAAACUUUUGACUGGUACUGUAUUUGCAAUGUAUAAUUGUCUAUGACUAAUGGUUAUUGACCUAUGGAAAACAAAUGUACUUUUAUUUAUAUAUGUAUAUGUAUAUAUAUACUUUUUUUUGCUGAUAUGAUGGCUGUGACAGCUAGAUUCUAAUUAAUUAAUUAAUUGGCUUUGGCUACUUUAUGUGUUGUUGUCUGAACUGAAUCAAGCUUUGUUGUUCUUUCACUCACAUCUGAAACUAAUAAUGGAUCUGGAGAAAAAUGGAAACCUGGUAAAAUAAUGGUUUCAUGGAAAAGUUAAUGAAUACUGUACAACAUAUCAGUAUUCAAGGAGAAGGGUUUCGAGAUGUUAUUGAUCAAGUGUUAUGUAUUUUUAUAUGGACUGAAUCCUCUUUUUAUCUUCUAUAAUCCUAAAUGUAAGGCUUUUGACUGUUAUGAAGCUUGCUGACAGGUUUGAAUGUCAUUGACAAGUCUCACUAUUUGAAUCCUGACACCCAUGUCAUAACACACUGACUUUAGGGCGAGAAGGGUUUGGAGGGCUGUUGUUUCUCUGUGUAAGAGAAGAUGGUUACACCACUUAAAGUGGUCCUGUGCACUAACACCACUUUACAUAUAGGGUUAAAUGAUAUGUGCCACUUUUAUGCCAUAAGCUGCUAUAGACUUCCUCUUGUUUUGACGAUGCCCUUGUAACUGUAUGACUGGAGAUGCUCAUGUCUUAUAACCACCGGCACUAUACUUUGCGUCUUUGUUUUGUUUCUUCAUAAAAAAAAUUA